UGGGGGAAGGAGCAAUCUCGAAUUACUCCAAUAUAGUUUUCCUAGGCUACUCUCAGAAAGCUGGCACUGAAAGACUGAAGAUGAAUUCAUUUUUUUUCUUUGCAGAAAUUUGGUGUCAUCUGAGUUAAAAGAAGAGUUUAUGGAUUCUUAAGUUAGAAGCACCAAGAGAAUCUCUACCGUUUAUCUGGAAAGGCCACGAAGAGCAGGCACCCAGUGCAGGGUUGGUUCUACCAUGGAGGAAAGAACUGACAGAGCUCCAUUGUACAAUCGCGACCCAGCCCUUAGUCCUACUGCCGGCCAGGGCUUCAACUUUUAUCACAUGGAUCUCUACGACUCUGAAGACAGGCUGAAAAUCUUUCCGGAAGAAAAAAUUCGAGUGAGAGGAGAAAUAGCAAAAGAAUCAAAGAGAGGUGAGAGGGCCCCAGAGCUCAAUUUGGCCACCCACGAUGUUCAAAAGGAAGUAGAAGAAUUAGCGCAGUACUAUGGGCUUGAAGACGAUAAAGACCUAGAGGGAGAGAUCGAGGUGGGGAGUAUGCUUCGGUCUGGGAUUUCAGAAUACCGGUCAGCUCCUUCUUCUCUCAGACCCCACACCGUACCAAAGAAAAGAGACCCAGGGAGAGAAGAGAAAGAAUGGCAGUAUCUAGGGGAAGAGGCAGAUGAGGAGGACAGAUUCCCCGCAUGGGGCUCUCGGGGUCAAUACCAGGAAUUACGGGAAGCCUACAGGUACGCUCGGGGUCGCUCCAGUGAGGACUAUGAGUGCUAUGUCAUACCAGAAGAAGAGGACGAGGAAGAAGCCGCUGAUAUUUUCUGUGUCACCUGCAAAAUUCCAAUCAGAGCUUUUGACAAUCUUUUUGGAGAGCACAAGGGACAUGAGGUGACCCAGCUUAACACCGCAGCAGAAAAUGCCCGGGAAGAAAUUCAUAAAAACAUGUUCAAAUUGGAAGAACAGAUUAUUCAAAUGGAAAACUUCGCAAGUCAUUUGGAGGAAGUUUUCAUUACUAUAGAGGAGAAUUUUGGAAGACAGGAGCAGAACUUUGAGUUGCAUUAUAAUGAGAUCUUGGAAACUCUUGCUCAGAAAUAUGAAGAAAAAAUGCACGCUUUAGGGGAAAAGAAAAGAGAGAAACUAGAAGCAUUAUAUGGACAGCUGGUCAGUUGUGGUGAAAACCUUGACACUUGUAAGGAACUAAUGGAAACAAUUGAGGAGAUCUGCCACGAGGAGAAGGUUGAAUUCAUAAAGGACGCAGUAACUAUGGCUGACAGACUCGGAGAGUUCCUGAAAACCAAAACAGAUGUAGAGCUUUCCACACAUCCAGAUUUUGAAGACCAAACCAUCGAUUUCUCUGACAUUGAGCAGCUGAUGGAUUCUAUUAAUGCCAUUCCAGCUCCUUGUGCUCCAGUGAUCAAUACGCAAACACCUAAUUCAGCAACGGGGACGUCAGUCAAGGUGUGCUGGAGUCUGUUCUCUGAUGACACUGUAGAGAGCUACCAGCUGUCUUAUAAACCUGUCAGUGAUGGUGCACAAAGUGAGGAGGAAAAAGAGUUUUCAGUGAAUGUCAAAGAAUCACACUAUUCUGUGGCCAACCUUGUGCCUAAUACCCAAUAUGAAUUUUGGGUCACAGCUUCGAAUAGCACUGGCGUCAGCCCACCAAGUGAACGAGCAGUGUACGUGACAGCUCCUUCACCUCCCAUUAUCAAGAGCAAAGACAUCCUAAGUUGUGAGCAUGCUGCCUUGGUGCGCUGGGAAUCUGGAAACAUGAAUCCUGUGGACUCCUACACCAUUGAACUGUCUAAAGUAGACAGUGAAGAACCCGCGAAUGUCGUCACAGAGUCUAUAGUAGGAAUUCCUACCUGUGAAUCUCUAAUUCAGCUGCAACCUGGAGAAAGCUACCUAGCCUACAUAAGAGCCAUCAACGUGGGGGGCCCUAGUGAAAGAAGUGAGCCUGCUACUAUCCACACUACAGGUACCUACUUCCACCUUAAUAAGGAUACCAGCCAUCCUUUGCUGUCCAUUUCAGAAGAUGGGUUUACAAUUGUGCGUGGUAAAGGAGGAAACUCAGCAAGUGAGCCCCGUGAUGGUGACACCAGGUUUACCAGAUGUGUUGCUGUUAUGGGAAGCCUGAUACCUAUUAAAGGACAGCACUACUGGGAGGUGGAGGUCAAUGAACAGAUGGACUACAAAGUUGGUGUUGCAUUUGAAGAUAUCGACAGACAAGGGGACCUUGGGGCAGACAGCUCAUCCUGGUGCAUGAGUCACACUUUUAUAUCAUCAAGGCAUAAAUAUGAAUUUCUGCACAACGGGGUUACUCCAGAGAUCCAGAUUACAGUUCCUCCAAAGAAGAUUGGAAUCCUACUUGACUAUGACAGCCAUAGAUUAUCUUUUUUUAAUGUGGAUAUUGCACAGCAUCUUUAUACAUUUAGCUAUCCACUUCAACAUUUUGUGCAACCCUGUUUUUCUUUAGAAAAGCCUGGAUUGUUAAGAGUUUGUAAUGGAAUUUCAAUGCCAAAGUUUGCCACAGUCUUCUAGACUAGAUUGAUGUCUAAUGGUAGGCUCAAUUCUAGGGGAAAAAAAUGUGAAGUUGGUAAAACUGGUCCUUGAUGCUCCCUUCCCCGAAUUUCCCACCUUUCCUCCCCCCACCCUCAAAACUCUUAAUUGUACAUGUACUCAUGCUGGUCAGUUCUCUAGUUAGAUGGAAAACUGAUACUGUUUGAAUACAGGCUGAAGCAUGCUAUUUUUCACUUGCUUUCAUUAUUUUUCUUUUAUUUGAGUCUUCUUGUACAAAAUGACUAAUAUGGAAAUGUUUUACAUGAUUGCAUAUGUAUAACCUGUAUCUGAUUGCUUACUGUCUCAGGGAGGGGAGAAGGGAAGGAAGGAGGGAUAGAAUCUGGAACUCGAAAACUUUUUUAAAAAUGUCAAAAAACUGUUUUAACAUGUAAUUGGGGAAAAAUAAUAUAUAUAUGAAAAAAAGAAACAUACUCUAUACCUAAAAUUAGAAGGCUGUAAAUUAUACAAAGUAUCCAGGCCUCCAUGUCAUUUCUGGGCCAUUUCCAAACAAUGCUAGCACUCAUACAUCCUCCCUUCUCCUUUCUGUUGCCUUCCCCUAUUAGAAUGUAAAUAUCUUGAGGAGUCUGUCUUGCUGACUUGUAUCUGAAUCCCUAGCGUCUAACACACCACCAAAAACACAAGGCUUAAUAAAUGCCUUCUCAUUUUAUUUGGAGAGAGAAUCACUGUGGACAAAGAUAGUUAGGAAGAGCUUCACAAUGGAAGCAGGAUUUGAACUGGACACAGAAGUAUCAAGUUACAUGGUUAUGCCAUAAACAUUCAAGGGAUAGUGAUUGUGUCCCUAUAUUCUGAAAAAAAAAUAGAAGGGAAACUAAGACUUAUGGGUGGGAGGCAGAGAAUCAAGAGGGGAAACUUUUUAGGGAUCUGGGCUCUGGGGAAGUCUGAAGAGCUUAAUCUGGGGUGCACUGCCUGAGCUACGAACACAAACUUCAGAGCCAGACAGAAGCCGUUAUACUAUACAUCAUAAAUGAAUUUAUAAAAGUGGGCUUACACAUAACAUGUGUAUGAAUACAUAAAAUACCCAAGAGUGGAUCAUCUGAUAUUCCUUCCAUAUAGCGAGGCUGCUUCUUCUCCUAGCCAAAGCAUACUGUUUGUGUAUGGGAUACCCUUGUAUCUGACUGCUUUCCCUUGGCUCCUGGUGCAAUGACUCUGCUUGAGGACUUUUAUCACAGAGAACCACUGCCAUAGCUUCUAAUCUACUUUACCUUUAACCUACCCUUCAUACUAUGAGAUUGAUCUGAAUAAGACUGUUCAUCACAUUGCUUCCCUGCUUAAAAGGCAUCUCUGCCUGCCUAGAGAAUAGGUCUGAUUUCGUACUUCAAUUUAGUUUUCAUAUUCUUGGUGUUGUAUUACCUUUAUAAACAUGUAUUACACAAUCCCACUUCCAAGCCUUAGUUCACACCAACAGCUCACAUUUUCAAAGCACAUAGCCUUCAACUCUGUGAGAUAAGCAUUGCAAAAUUAUCUCAGUUUCUUACAGAAGAGGAAACUGAGACCAAGAGAGGUUAAGCAACUUCCUCAAGGUCACACAGCUCAGGAAUUCUCAAGCUGGGACCUGAACCCAGGCCUGAUUCCAGGUUCUAACCUUUUCUCACUAUAACACAGUACCUUCAAAUACCAACCCCACUCAAAACAUCAUUUCCACUCCCUGCUGGACAUCCCCAAGGUGCGCAAAGCCUUCCCUGACCAGCCCAGCCCUCGAUCUCUCCUCUGAACUCAACAUUUCUAAGCAGAUUACAUUGUUAGUUAUUUUUGAGUUGUUUUCCUCCACAUGGAAUGAGUCAGGUGAAUUGGCCCAUGAUAACCUUCUCUAGAGUAGCUGCUCAAUAUUUGCUGAAGGAUAGAAGCCUAGUGAGGGCAAUUAGGUGGCUUCGUUGAUAGAGUGCUGGGCCGGAGUCAGAAAGACUGAGUUCAAAUCUGGCCUCAGACCCAGGGUAAGUCACUUAACCCUGUUUGUCUCAGUUUUUUCAUCUGUAAAAUGAGAUGGAGGAAAACACGGCAAAUCACUUCAGUAUGUCUGCCAAGGAAGCCCCCAAUGGGGUCACAGUCAGAUACGCCUGAAAAUGACUGAACAUGACUGAACAAAGAAAUAAUGUAUUGCUCAAAGGGAACACCUGCAGUCACAUUUGACAGGGACAUUUUGCAGCUGGUAUUGUCUCAUGUGAGGGUGGAGUGUAGCUCUUUUCAAGUCAGUAAUGGAGAAGCAGCAGUUAAAGAGAUGGGAAUUUCUGGCACAAGGAAGAAUGAGGGCAAUUGAAAAGCAACAGAUACUUAAUAACAGAGCAUAUAAAUUGGUUAAACAAUUGUUCAUUUAUGAAAGGUUGAAAUGCUGCCUCUGCAUAGGGGGAGGGACUGCUUUGGAAAUCACAAAUCUACUUACUAUUCUCAUCACUACUCCGGUGCUCAACUGUCAGUAAACUUUACCCUAACCAGCUUCAUUUCUGCUUAUCACGUUUCAGUUUUCAAUGGUAAAUUUAAAAACUUGGCAGUCAACCUUUAAGCUCUGCAUGUAUAUUAGUUAUAAAACUGUUUUAUGAAUUAAAAUAUAAAACUGUCCUCAUUAAUGAAACUAGAAACAGUAGGCAACUUAAUGCCAUGCAUCUCAACUUGUCUAUGCUCUAAUCUCAUAACCAAAUCCUUAACACACUCAGAAUAUGCCUCACUUAAAAUUUCCCAUCAUUUUUUUGGCACCCAUUAACUAUGACAAAAAGAAUAAAAGUUUUAUGUUUUGAAAAGCCCCAUCUAUUGGAGAACCAUAGCUUCUAAUCUCAUAUUAUUCAUGAAUUAACAACUUAUCCAAUCAAUGUGGUAGGUUUAUUUCUAGAACAAAAAAUGUUAAGGACACAUAGUGAAGUAUAGUAUUCGUUGACACUGCUCAAAAUUCUAUGACUUCGUAAAAUAGAAAAACCCAAGUGCUAAGAUUUUUUAAUAAAAUUUUAUUUGUCUUAAA
Messenger RNA from Trichosurus vulpecula (common brushtail), 5510 nucleotides. It is a transcript of the gene FSD2, whose product is annotated as fibronectin type III and SPRY domain containing 2. NCBI's taxonomy places the organism in Eukaryota, Metazoa, Chordata, Mammalia, Diprotodontia, Phalangeridae. Gene Ontology annotation, molecular function: protein binding. The transcript is spliced from 13 exons. The coding region runs from base 233 to 2524 and encodes 763 amino acids. The record is from RefSeq and is a predicted model, not a curated record.